AUGUUGAGAGACCAAGAUCUCUAUAGUAAUAAGGCUGGUGUUGACCACAAUAGUUCUUUCCAAAAAAUUGGAACCAGGAACCGUGCUUACAAUCCUGAAGAAAUGGAAGAACGUCCAAUAGCUAAACUCUCACACUUCACAGGCAAGAGAAUUGGCCUGAUACGAGCUAGACUCAUGGGAGCUCGCAAGGCCACUGGCGAUGUGUUACAGUUUCUAGAUGCUCACUGCGCAACUGCUAGGACCAUUCCUUUUAGGACUCAAGUGAUGACAGGCGGAUUAUUUGCAAUUGGCAGAGAAUAUUUUGGAAAAAUUGGAACAUACGACGACCAGAUGGAUAUUUGGGGUGGUGAGAACAUUGAAAUGUCUUUAUGAAUUUGGCAGUGUAGUGGUCGAGUAGAAACGUCCCCAUGUAGCCAUAUCGCUCACGUAUUCCAGAAAUCGAGUCCUUACAUCUUUCCAGGUGGAGUAAAUCCAAAUCCUCUAUUCAAAUCUUGCUCGAGCUGUGCUAGUAUGGAUGGAAGAAUGGAAAGAAUUCUUUUUCAAAAUGAACCCUGA
Daphnia carinata is the source of this 555-nucleotide messenger RNA. RefSeq names its product polypeptide N-acetylgalactosaminyltransferase 3-like. NCBI's taxonomy places the organism in Eukaryota, Metazoa, Arthropoda, Branchiopoda, Diplostraca, Daphniidae. The transcript is spliced from 4 exons. The record is from RefSeq and is a predicted model, not a curated record. Gene Ontology annotation, cellular component: Golgi apparatus.